UUUUUUGUCUACCAACACAUUAUUUAUUUCACACAUGGUGUAGACUACAGAAAACAUGGAAAGGUUUUAAUGAGUAUUAAGAGAGAGAAUGCAUGCCCUGAAGUAUUUACUGCUCUCACAUUCCCCUAAAGCGCCCUAGAGGAAAAGCAGACAAUUUAUUUUGUAGGACUAUCCGGGCAAUAAAACCAAUGUGGCCUAGAGUAAAUGGAUACUACAAUUGCUCAAGGGCUGGCUGAAAAAAAAAACAUGGCAAUCAAAAUAACCGUAAAGCCGCACGAUAAAAUGAAAAAGUAUGUGCUAAUGCACAUGAGAUCUUGUAGCAAGGCAAACUGUGGACAAGUCAGUGCGCGGUCCCCCGCUGUGAGAGGAGUGGAAACAACAAAGGCACCCCCUGCAGUAGUAGAGCUCUAAUAUUGGCACCCAUAAGCAGCUGGCAGGCCGCCUCCUGUAAUUUUAGCGCACAUGGAUGCGGAGGAAAGGUUUAAUGGGCAUUGGUGGACAUGCCCCCCUCGCGAGGGCGUCAAGACAGCAGAGCAGAGAGGGAGAGGAGAGGGAGAAUGAAGAGGUGAAACGCAGAGCGGAAGAGAGGUCUGCUUUUUGCAUCACAAAUAAAGUCAGGCAACUAUGAGCAGCAGCAUGACUCCUCUAGCACAUGGACUCUAUCUGACUCUCUGCUUUUACUAUGGCCUGGCCCAAUCAUCUUUCCUGGACAGCUUUAGUUCCUUCCCAGCAGCACUCACCCCCCAGGAGCAGCAGAGGAGGUUGAACCCAUGCUGUUUAGUGAGUCCGCCUCCACCCCCCCUCUUCCCUCCACCACCUUCACUUUGGCGCCGCCACGCUCAUGAUGGUAAUUCAGAGUCUCCAUCUGAAGGUAAAGGUUCCUCCUGUGCCCGCGGCCCCCCUGGGCCCAUGGGCCCCCCAGGACCUCAGGGUCCACCAGGAUUACCAGGAAUUGGAGGAUCCAAGGGAGAAAAGGGAGAAAUCGGAAGACCUGGACAAAAGGGUCGGACUGGUCCUCCUGGACUUCCGGGAAAGCAGGGACCAGUUGCAUGGCCAGGACCAAGUGGGCCCAAAGGAGAGAAAGGUGAUCCAGGCCUAAUGGGUUUACCUGGCGGGAGAGGACCAAUUGGACCCAGGGGUUUACCUGGAUACAAGGGUGAAAAGGGUUCACGAGGGGAACAUGGCGAGAGAGGCUCCAAAGGCGACAAAGGGGCAAUGGGUUUCCCUGGGAUGCUUGGACAGAAAGGUGAAAUGGGUCCAAAAGGAGAACCCGGCGUUUCAGGAAACAGAGGACCCACCGGUCGACCAGGCAAGAGAGGCAAACAGGGAGUGAAAGGAGACUCAGGCAGCGGUGGUGCAAGGGGACCUGCAGGUCCACAGGGAUCUCCCGGACUUCCUGGUCCUCCUGGUCCUCCUGUCACAGGACUUCACAUGGUUGGAGUCAAAGGUGCCCGCGGGCCUCCCGGGCAGCCUGGACAGUGUAGCUGCGGUUCUCCUAGUGGUUCUAUAUUAGAAGAUUAUCACUCCAGAAGAAAGGCUUCCAAUCUCAAAGUACCUGUGAUCUUUGUGGUGAGCAACGAGGAGGAGCUGGAGCGUCUUCAGACAGAGAAUGCGUUUGCAUUCCGCAAAGAUCAGAGAUCUCUCUAUUUCAAAGACACUGACGGCUGGUUUCCUGUUCAGAUUUUCCCAUUCCAGAUGACGGCGUUCCAGUCUAUGGAGAACCCGCCUGAUGAGGACGGUUACUGCGGCGACGGCGUCGUGCAGCGCAAAGGUGGCGAGGAAUGUGACGACGGCAACAAAGUUGUCACCGACGGCUGCGUCAAGUGUAAACAUGCCUUCUGCGGCGAUGGAUACCGCCAUGAGGGCGCCGAGGAGUGUGACGGGAAAGACUUUGGCUACCAGACGUGCCUUUCUUACCUACCCGGGUCAUACGGUCACCUGAAGUGCACGCCGUACUGUGCUAUCGAUUCCACAAACUGCAAGUACUUCACCUGAGUGAAAAAGCUGGACAUUGCGUCCAGAUCCUUUUUCGUGGGACACAAACGUGGGAAUAUACAGUAAUUUUCAUGCCAAAUAAAAGAACAAACAAAGACAGGGAAGACGCAGCAGACGAAGCGAAGUGAAGCAUAUACUGUAGAUAACUCCCGUGUACUGCUGCCGCAUUGAAUCCCUCGGAGCGUCGCUAUAUACUCUACGUGGAGGGGAAACUUUUCACCCACACGUCAGAAACAGCAGGACAGCUUCCCUCCGUCUUAACCGGCCGGAUUUAAGCCUCAUCACGCCUCGAUGGACACGAAUGCGUCUGGCAACAGAUGCCCAGCAGCCAUGCUGAGAGACUUUGCCAGGGGUGUCAUAAUCUUUACCCAGUUAAUAUUGGAAGACAAAAAAAAACACACGAAAAAGAGAGCGAGUAGGAGCUCCAGAGCUGGGCCUCAGGCCUCAGGUAUUGUGCCAGUGCAGCAGCAUUUGCAUGAGGCUGGCCUUCAUCAAGCAUGCAUCACUUACACCUCUUACUGGUUUCCACUUUGUACUCUUAACCUCACAUUAACAUAAGCAGAGAUGCAAGUCCAACCAAUAUCCUCUAGCGCUAUUCCUACGAGACUGUUACACACCGCACUGGCGACACAGGUGGUGCUUCUCUGCUCGACACACACAUUUGAUCACAAAUCCAAGAACAACUCUCAGGAACAAGCAGGUCGCGUAGACUCUCACGAGCAUCCAUUUACUUCUGUCAGAGGCACACAGGAAACUCAACAACAACAAAAAAAGAUAUGCAGUAGUCCUCUGUUCAUCACCGGAGUUCCUUUCCAGACCCGCCAGCGAUAGGUGAAAAUCUGUGACAUAGACAGACCAUAAAAUAUUCCGUACACACACUUCAAACAUAUUUCAACUGAUUAAAACACACUUUUUAAACACACUAAGCAUAUUUGGCAGACAAAAAAAUCCAAUGUACAGACAAUACGUAGUAAUAAUUAUGGACUAAAACUGUUUCCCUACCUUUUAUUGAGAAAAAUCUCAUGGCACACCACCAAACAAAAAUGUAAAAAAAAACCCAAAAAAGUAUCUACAGCACUCUGAAAUAAUGAUGAGCUCAUCGCAUUUUACAGUGGACCCCCGCAUACUCGCAGUUUGGCAGCCGCAGAUUCACACGUCCGCAGAUUUGUUUUUACAUUUAUUUUAUUUUUUUUUCUUUUUGGGUGGGAACCAACCCCAAAACGCUGAGUUGCAGUUCAUCCCCACUUAUUCAAUAACUUUUUGGGUAACAUAAAUAAACAAAUAAAAAAUUCAGUGCAACUAUAAUGAGCAUCAAUUAAUUAUCUGCUGAUUUCUUUAUUUUGUAUUUUUUUUUUUUUAAUUUUCCUAUUAUUUUCGAAAUUCUUUUCCCCAUUUAUUUUUUCCAGGUUUUUUUUCUCUUUUAUCUUAGUGGCAGUUUAUUCCCGCUUAUUCGAGAUUUUUGGGGGCUAUUAAAUACAAUUACAGUGGGCGUCAAUUGUGCAUAUUUUCACUAUUCGCGGUCCGGCCUGGUCUCGAUCCCCCGCGAAUGGCACGGGUCCACUGUAUUCACAAAUUGACUUCCACGGUGUGAAAUCAUCAAGGCCUGUUUAGUUGAACACCAAGUAAUUAUUCUUUUCUAUGAAUGGCAACUAAUUGUACCUUCUUCCAUCUAGUAAAAGAACAUUUGUUCUACCGGUCACUAUAUGUCGCUAGCGUAGAUAGAUGAACAAAGAUACAUUAUUUGUAUAAAUGAAUCAAAUUUCAAAUUCGAUCAUUCCCUUCACACCUGGUGAUCUUUCAUGGCACAGUGGCUGGGAAUCAACUGGAAUUCAAAAUAAAAACUUUUAGUUUGCAAUUAAAAAAAAAAAAAAAAAGUCAUAUUUGUUAAAACUGUCAGUAUGACCUGACAAUAAUACAUGAAUGCAUAGUACGUUGACUGAGGAAGUGUCAAUCAUUUGUUGUAUACUCGCCGGCGCACACCCGUGGCCUCCCGCAAGAAUAAAACUCCAAACCAAUAACAUUUAGUGUUAUAGUAACACUCCAUUACUUUUAAGGUGCUUUUCUUCGGCAAAAAUGUACCAACAAGUCAGCGCGAGGCCACGGGGGUGUGCCUGCGAGUGCACAACAAAUCACUGUCACAUCGUCAGUCACGCCUCCUGUCUCUGAUUGGUUGAUUUUCCUCAGGUGCGGUGGUUUCUAUACAAAUUAGGGGCACAAGAUGGGGCCAGAGAAGGCAGAUUAUUUAUUUUUUUGAACAGAUCAUUUAAAUCAUGUACUACUGUCAGGUCAGAAUUCUGACAAUCUUAACAUAAAUGACAAAGAGUGAUUUUUAUGAGAUUUUUAUUGCACACGCCCCUUUAAAUAACCCUCCAUACGCUGUAAUCACAUUAAAACUUAUUGAAAUACUUUUUAAAUGUAUGUCAACACAGAAAAAUGUAUGCGUUAUAUCAGGACCACGAUAGGUGAACGGCGAUAUAGCGAGGGAUUACUGUACUAUGCGCCUACACGUGAAGGCUUGAAACUGUUAUGUUCUUAAACUCAGCGCACAGGCGAGGCUGGAAUAGGCCGUAGCUGCUAAAUAGGCAAUGAAGCUGUUCAAUGGUCCUUAAUGUAUUUACUCUUAUUACCUCGUUAUCCAGUCUUUGUGUCUUACAGUCAAGCGUGUGUACUGUAGACGUAUAGGGCAGCAAAAAAAAUAAAUAAAAUAAAAAUAAAUUAGUCGACAUAAGCUUCCACUGUCCAUAAGCUACAGAUGUCAAGGGAGAGCUCUCCUCCCUCCUUGUAAAACGUACAAACAACAAGACUGUUACUGUGUUGUGUCCGCAUGCACAUGCUAAUGUGAUCUUUUUUUCUUUCUUUCUUUUUUGUAACUCAUCAGCAAA
Messenger RNA from Phyllopteryx taeniolatus (common seadragon), 4877 nucleotides. It is a transcript of the gene colq, whose product is annotated as collagen-like tail subunit (single strand of homotrimer) of asymmetric acetylcholinesterase. The transcript is spliced from 17 exons. NCBI's taxonomy places the organism in Eukaryota, Metazoa, Chordata, Actinopteri, Syngnathiformes, Syngnathidae. The record is from RefSeq and is a predicted model, not a curated record. Bases 625 to 1995 code for a protein of 456 amino acids. Gene Ontology annotation, molecular function: heparin binding.